AAUAUUUGGCUCAAUAGAACAAUUCUUUUUCCUGCAAAAACCAACUUUUCACAUCAAGGCCGGCCUUCUCGCUCUCCUCUUUCCCUCUCUCUGUCAAUGUCAUAUCACCUCUGCCCUUUCAAACAUCUGAAACUUCAACUUGAAACUUUACUUAUCACAGCUGCAGAGUUAAAGAAAAAAGCAUAAGUCAGUAAGAUACAGAGAAGGAGGAGCAAAGGAGUAGAAGAGGGGUCAAAACUUGAACACACGUACAAAUUCAAGAAUCUUGGGACUUAUUGGCUAAUACUGUUAUAUGAUGCAUCCUAAGGCCAAAGAGCAUCGUUCUCUAACUUUACAUGUGGAUGUACUUAGAAACCUUCCGGAGAAUGUAAUUGAUGCCAUUUUGAUGUAUUUGCCUUUUAGAGAUGCUGUGAGGACUAGCAUCUUAUCAAACGGAUGGAGAUAUAAAUGGUGCCGACUUCCAGAAUUGACGCUUGAUGAUGCUGUUUGGACAACUAAAAAUAAAGUAAUACUCUGCACAAGUAAAAUUACCAAGAUUAUCUCCCACAUCUUGAAACUUCGUGCGGGACCAAUUACAAAGUUUGUCCUUUGCGUUAGUGGUUCGAGAAGUUGUCCUAAGAUUGAUGACUUGAUAUAUUUCCUCUCUAGAAAUGGCAUUCAACAUCUCGUUCUUAGACUUCCAUUCUGUGGUGAUCCGUACAAAUUGCCUUCUUCAUUUUUCAAAUGUUUGCAGUUGAGGCAUCUGACUCUCCAGAAUUGUCAAAUACUUCCUCCACCAGCCUUCACAGGAUUUGAUAGGUUAAUUAGCUUGGAACUAUCUUUGAACCUAUCUGACGAUACAAUUUCGUCCAAGUUGCUUGAAAGUUUAAUCUCUCAAUGCUUGUUGCUCGAGCAUUUGGCCUUGGAUAUUGUAGUUUCUUAUAAUGACGUCAUUGAAAUUAAUGCUCCCGUGUUGAAGUCAUUUGACUUCGCAGGCAGUUUAAGCUCUAUCUUCUUAAAGAAAGUUCCUCUUCUGGCAAAACUUUCACUUACAGAGAAUGGAGAUAUUUUAGUGGCAGAAAAUUGGGAUUUUGUGAAGUUUUUCGAGUCUUUUUCUGCUCUCGAGCAUCUCCUCUUGAAUAACAUGUUCUUUGCGGCAAAUGCAGGUAAAGUACCAACAAGACUUCCCUUUAAUCUUAACUGUGUCAAACAGCUUGACAUAUCAAAUCUUGAUUUGUAUGAUUCUGCUGAGGUUUCAUGUGCUCUUUGCUUGAUAAGAAGCUUCCAAUAUUUACAAUAUAUGGAAAUUCAGGCUUACUGUACGGAUGAUAUAGCAGCUCUAGAUCUAGAGGAGAUUGAAGUGGAACUUUCCUCGGAUGCAACAUUUAAUCACCUCAGAGAAGUUAAGCUAGAACUUACUAAUUGCUCAAUCAUUGAGAUGUUGCUUAUCAAGCUUCUGUUAGCCAAGUCUCCAGUGCUGGUGAGAAUGCUAAUCAAGCUCUACAUGCCUGUCAAAGAAUCUGCAAGUGUCAAAAUAUUCGCGGCUGAGUUAACAAAAUUUCAGCGUGCAUCACCUAAAGCAGUAGUCAUUAUCGAACACUAGUGCAUGAUUGCGAUCCUGUUUAUUGAUCUUCAGGAGCCUUUAAUCAAACUAUAAUCAUUGGCUCAAGUAUUUUUGAAGAUAAAGCAAAUAGAUAGUAACUCUAAACAUCAGUUUUUGGAAGAUAUAUGUGAAUCAGGGUGGAUGAUUUGACUAGUCUCGCGUCAUUUGUCAUUGGGUUCUUGGAUUAACUUCACAAAUUGAUAUCAUAGGUCGUUAAUUUUUAUUUCAUACUUCAGAGUUAGAUUGAAGGGGAGCCUUGGCAUAACUGGUAAAGUUGUUGCCAUGUGACCAGGAGGUAACGGGUUCGAGCCGUGGAAAUAGCCUCUUGCAGAAAUACAGGGUAAGAUUGCAUACAAUCCCUUGUGGUCCGGCCUUUCUCUGGACCCUGUGCAUAGCGGGAGCUUAGUGCACCGGACUGUCCUUUACUUUAGAGUUAGAUUGUGGGUUGCUGUGUGUUAAUUUUCUACUUGGUGAUAUUCCUAUUAAUGGCAAAGUUAAAGCAUUCUCUUAAGUAUUAUAUCUCUGUAAGGUAGUAGAGCCAUGGAGAAUUGAUACAAGGUAAAGGGUAGCACUUGCUAUUUUACUUUUUCUUUAAUUCACUAUGGUAUUUGAUAUAAU
Messenger RNA from Nicotiana attenuata, 2200 nucleotides. Its product is annotated as F-box/FBD/LRR-repeat protein At1g13570-like. The record is from RefSeq and is a predicted model, not a curated record. Bases 293 to 1582 code for a protein of 429 amino acids. Lineage: Eukaryota; Viridiplantae; Streptophyta; Magnoliopsida; Solanales; Solanaceae. The transcript is spliced from 4 exons. Gene Ontology annotation, molecular function: protein binding.